Rhopalosiphum maidis (corn leaf aphid) is the source of this 1363-nucleotide messenger RNA. Its product is annotated as COP9 signalosome complex subunit 5-like. The transcript is spliced from 5 exons. Gene Ontology annotation, molecular function: deNEDDylase activity; protein binding; metallopeptidase activity. The coding region runs from base 288 to 1307 and encodes 339 amino acids. Gene Ontology annotation, biological process: protein deneddylation. The record is from RefSeq and is a predicted model, not a curated record. NCBI's taxonomy places the organism in Eukaryota, Metazoa, Arthropoda, Insecta, Hemiptera, Aphididae. Gene Ontology annotation, cellular component: COP9 signalosome; cytoplasm.
UCAUAAAUACCUCUUUGUGUACGUGCACGCGAUAAUAGUAGUCGAUAGAGUUUUUCAUCAUAUAGUGUAUUACAUCGUCCAUUUCUCUUGUUCUGCGAGUUGUGAGUGUUGUAGCCAAUGUUGAAUUUUCUGGUUAAAACUUAUUUUUCGGUUGAUAAUUUAUAAAACAAUAUACUAAUAGAAUUAAUUUACUACUAGUUAAGUAGUUAAUUUAUUAACUGUUUUAUUAAUUGUCUAUUCUAUCUAUUCAGAUAUCCUAAAAGAAAUUAAGAACGCGAUUCUUUAGUAUGGCGUCUACAUCGAGGGAUUCUCAAGAAAUCAUUGCUAAAAAGACAUGGGAAUUGGAAAACAACGUACAAACUGUUAAUACAGUCGAUGACAUAUUCAGAUAUGACAAACAACAACAACAAGAUAUUUUGACUGCCAAACCUUGGGAGAAAGAUCCACAUUAUUUUAAAGAUAUUAAAAUAUCUGCAUUAGCACUAUUAAAAAUGGUCAUGCAUGCUCGAUCUGGCGGUGUUUUGGAAAUAAUGGGUCUAUUACUUGGCAAAAUAGAAGGUAAUACAAUGAUCGUCAUGGAUUCUUUUGCUUUACCUGUUGAAGGAACAGAAACCAGAGUCAGUGCUCAAGAUGAAGCCUAUGAAUACAUGGCAGCAUAUAUUGAAUCUGCUAAAGUAGUUGGACGUCAAGAAAAUGCAAUUGGAUGGUAUCAUAGCCACCCUGGCUAUGGCUGCUGGUUAUCUGGUAUUGAUGUUUCAACUCAAAUGUUAAAUCAAAAUUUCCAAGAACCUUUUGUAGCAAUUGUAAUUGAUCCAGUUAGAACAAUUUCUGCUGGUAAAGUUUGUUUGGGAGCAUUCCGUACCUAUCCUAAGGGUUAUAAGCCAGCAAAUGAAGAACCAUCUGAGUAUCAAUCUAUUCCAUUAGAUAAAAUUGAAGACUUUGGAGUACACUAUAAACAAUACUAUUCAUUAGAAGUAAAUUAUUUCAAAUCUUCUCUGGAUCGACGUUUAUUGGAUUCAUUGUGGAAUAAAUAUUGGGUGAACACUUUAAGUUCUUCCAAUUUAUUAACCAAUGCUGAUUACUUAACUAGUCAAAUAAAUGAUCUUUCCGAUAAACUAGAACAAGCUGACACUUCUCUGAAUCGUACAUGUCUCGAGCCUGUUAAUCGUACUAAAACAGAAAAUAAAUUGGUAAAAGCUACCAUGGAUAGUAAUAAAGCAACAAUCGAAAUAUUAAGUGGAUUAAUGUCUCAAACAAUUAAAGAAGCUCUGUUUAAUAGUUUUACACCAAAGAAUAAUCGGCAAUAAAUAACAAAUUUGUAUUAUAAUUUCUAAGUAAAUAAUUAAUACUCUCGACAUAACCU